Striga asiatica is the source of this 2807-nucleotide messenger RNA. The record is from the annotation of a GenBank genome assembly. NCBI's taxonomy places the organism in Eukaryota, Viridiplantae, Streptophyta, Magnoliopsida, Lamiales, Orobanchaceae.
CCCCUUAUAUCAGGUUCCAUUGUAUUUUUUUAUUCUCAAUGUUCUCACAAUUUGAAGGAGCGAACGAAACGAGGACGACGGGCUGAUUUCCUCUAUUUCCUGUUCAUAGACCUUGAUUUGAAGGAGGCGCGGCGAAGACGGGAGGAUCUCGUUACGGUUUCCUUCCACAAAUCGAUCACCACUGACGACCACCUCCUGUCUGCUGGUUGUGUACCGUCGUUCGACGACAAGCUUAGAAGACGAUUGUUGGGCUGGCGUCGUCGAUUCCAAAGCAUUCAUAACGGUACAAAGGACCGGCGACGGCGACGAGGGAUUCAGACGGUUUCCAGAAGACCCAAAAACCUCAUCGACGACGAAAGAGAGAAAGAACAAAAGGGGAAAAAAGAAAAUUAUUGCGGAUAUCACCCCGGAUCGAGUAAUCUGGCUACUGCAGCUCGCGUUGGAUUAUCUGAGCCAAUUUCAACUGGUGGUCCCAGUGAAUUUGAUGUUAUAAAGACCCGUGAACUGGAAAAGGAAUGGAUAUGUGUUGCAACUAUGACUUUGAGGAACUUUGUUUUGUGUCCUGAUAAAUUUCUAUUCUAUUUACCUUUUCUUCGAGAUGCGGGUUUGUAUGAAAGUCAUGAAGAAUCUGUCAAAAGAGAGGAAGUUCUUGGUAGAUUGGAUCAGAUAGUUAAGACGUGGGUGAAAAAUAUUAGCCGUGCCAAAGGUUAUAAUGAGUCAAUAGUUCAUGAGGCAAACGCAAAGAUUUUCACGUUUGGUUCUUAUCGGCUUGGUGUUCAUGGGCCUGGUGCUGAUAUUGAUACCUUAUGUGUUGGACCAAAACAUGCAAGUCGAAAUGAAGACUUCUUUGGUGAACUUUACAGAAUGCUCUCCGAAAUGCCUGAAGUACAAGAACUGCACCCGGUGCCAGAGGCUCAUGUUCCUGUGAUGAAGUUCAAGUUCAAUGGUGUUUCUAUAGAUCUACUUUAUGCAAAUGUGUCGCUAUGGGUUAUUCCGGAAGACUUGGAUAUUUCUCAAGAAUCGAUUCUGCAAAAUGUGGAUGAUCAAACUGUUCGCAGUCUCAAUGGUUGUAGAGUGACUGACCAAAUAUUGCGGCUGGUCCCAAAUAUUGAGACUUUCAAAACGACACUUCGAUGUAUGAGGCUGUGGGCAAAGCGACGUGGGGUUUAUUCAAAUGUUACUGGUUUUCUUGGUGGUAUUAAUUGGGCAUUGCUUGUUGCUCGCAUCUGUCAAUUGUACCCAAAUGCUUUGCCUGGCAUGUUGGUGUCUCGUUUUUUUAGAGUGUAUAACUUAUGGCGGUGGCCUAAUCCAGUUAUGCUCUGUCCAAUUCAAGAAGGAUCAUUGGGACUUUCCUUUUGGGAUCCUAGGAGAAAUUAUAAGGACAGGUUACACCUAAUGCCCAUAAUAACCCCUGCGUAUCCCUGCAUGAACUCUAGCUACAAUGUGUCGACAAGCACGUUACGUGUCAUGAUGGAGGAGUUUCAAAGAGGGAAUGAAAUGUGUGAGGCAAUAGAAGCAAACAAGUCCAGCUGGCCCACCCUUUUCGAGCCUUUCGCCUUCUUCGAAGCAUACAAAAACUAUCUCCAGAUCGAUAUAGCCACAGAAAACGACGAGGACAUGAUGAACUGGAAAGGCUGGGUCGAGUCCAGAAUACGCUUGCUCACACUAAAGAUAGAACGAGACACUAGUGGAGUCCUCCAAUGCCACCCCCACCCAGGCGAAUUCUCAGACAAAGCAAAGCCUUUCCACCACAGCUAUUUCAUGGGCUUACGCAGAAAACAAGGCACUAACCCUCAAGAAGGAGAACAAUUUGACAUAAGAAUGACAGUCGAGGAUUUCAAAAGAGAUGUGUAUGCUUACUCCUUCUGGAAGCCUUCAAUGUGGAUUCAUGUGUGCCACGUCAAGCGAAAGGACAUACCUGGAUUUGUUUUUCCCGGUGGGGUCCGCCCUUCACCACCUGCCAGGACCUCUGCUGAGGGCCGCUCGGUUUUGACCAGGAAAAAACGAAAACAGGAGGAUUUGAGCAGCAGGGGAAUUAGUCCGAGUGAAUCAUUGAGUGGUGCAUUUGCUAUUAAUAAUAGUGAUGUUGCAACUUCUGUGGAUGUAAUGAGGGAAAAAUCGAGGCGAAUGGAACCCGAGUUUAGUGGCACAAUGGAGACUUUAUCUAUUCCAGGAUUUGGUUCAUUGGCUAUGGAUAAGUCUGUGACCGAGCAAUAUUCAGCACAAACUGUUAAUCAACAAGGUUCUUCGGAAGUUGUUGAUGGGGUUAUGGUUGUUGAUGAUCUACAGUCAAAGACUGAAAUCCCGAACAAUGAUGAAACAGGAGGAAGUAGAUUAUCUCCGCCUUUGACUUCAGAGCAAGCUGGAGAAGGGGUAGCUGGAGCAGCAGGGGAUUGGCCCAUGUGCUCGAGGGUUGAACCGAAGAAUGAUGAUUUGGAGGAGCUUGAGCCUCUCGAAUUGUGUGUAACAAGUGCAACUGCAUCUGUGCCAGCAAAUGUGCCUGCUCAGAAACCCCAAAUCAGGUUUAGUUUCACCUCUUUGCCCAAGGCAACAGGCAACAGUGCCUAAGAAUUAUUUGUGGCGGGAAGCAUACUUUAUAUGAAGACAAUGUGUUUGGGUAAUUUUUGUUGCUGAUUAUAAUAAUAAAAUGUUUACUUUGUCCAGCGUACGAUGAUGUCUGGGCUAAAACUUGGCUGAGCGUUUUGUAUAUUAUAUGUGCAUGAAUAUUCAACUGUAUUAUGAUAUUUUUCUCAUAAACGAUUAAUGCAAAUAAAUUAUUUCUCUUAAUAAAUCGAGCAAUUUGGUUA